This is a messenger RNA of Patella vulgata (common limpet), 2377 nucleotides long. RefSeq lists its product as uncharacterized. The record is from RefSeq and is a predicted model, not a curated record. The transcript has 2 exons. NCBI's taxonomy places the organism in Eukaryota, Metazoa, Mollusca, Gastropoda, Patellidae. The coding region runs from base 370 to 1407 and encodes 345 amino acids.
UGUCCAUAGUUUUAAGUCGUGGUCUCAUUUCCUGUUAUGGCGGCAAUGUAAACAUGUGCUUGUUAAAAAGUUAGAGCAGGAACUAGUCGCUGAUUGUUCUAAAACCGUUAUUUCUCGGCUCCGUUUAUGCAAGAUAUAUAAGGGUAAUGGUUUUCUGAAUUGUAACGGCAGUUGAAGACGAGUGUUUAGACUUUUGCGUUUAGUAUAGUACGGUAAAUCAGUAAAGAACAUGGUACAAAGCCUCUACGAAAGCAGAUCAAACCUGUUGCUGUUCCCAGUGUUUUCUUUUGGAGUUAAGGAAAAAAAUGCAAUAGUGAAAGUAGAAGCAAAAGUUUGUUUGCAAGACAUGCGAAGAUAACAACAAAUGAAAUGAAGAUAGAUAUUGAUGAAUUUGUCAACGAAGUCGAAGUAACUGCUGAAAAUGAAACUACUACUAUUGCUACAGAAAAUGAUCAAAUUGAUUUUCUUAAGACAUUUGAAUGUUCAUCUAUCCAGACGCCCCGACAGUCUAUUUUGUAUGCCAGUUGUUUUAUGUUUGAUGAUGCUGCAAUGUUAUUUUAUACAGGGCUUGCGAAUUAUGAAGAUUUUUGUUUUGUAUUGAACAGUUUAGGAGAAGCAGCAUUCCAUUUAAAUUAUUUAUAUAAUCAAGUUGAAUUGUUAAGUAUUGAAAAUCAAUUUAUGUUAACACUUGUAAAAUUAAGGCAAUACAAAACCAACUUUGAACUAAGCAGAUUGUUUGACAUAUCGGAAACCAGUGUUACAAAUAUCUGGGUUACGUGGGUAAAUUUUAUGUCGAGACAAUGGAAGGAGGUUUGUAGUUGGCCUAAAAGAGAUUUAGUGAAUUAUUUUUGCCCAUCUGAUUUUAAACUUAAAUUUCCCUCCACAAGAAUUAUUGUAGAUGGUACAGAGUGUCCUAUUAAAAAGCCAAGACCUCCAAUUGCUCAACAGUCAACAUACAGUACAUAUAAAAAUAGGAAUACAGUUAAAGUUUUAGUAGGUUGUACACCUGGGGGAUAUAUCUCUUAUGUGUCGCCAGCAUAUGGGGGGUCUGCCAGUGAUCGUCAAAUAGUUGAGCGCAGCAAUUUAAUGUAUAUGUGCAAUCGUAAAGAUUCAAUAAUGGCUGAUAAAGGUUUCAAUGUUCAAGAUUUGUUUGCUACACGUGACAUACGAAUUAACAUACCCACAUUUUUUUGUAAGAAAAAUAGGAUGAGUGGCAAAACUGUAAUAAACGACAGAAAAAUUUCCAGUAAACGUGUCCAUAUUGAGCGUAUUAUAGGACUAGCAAAAACAUUCAAAAUCCUAAAGUCACCACUUAAUAGUACGGAAACUAAGCUUGCAAGUGAUAUUAUCUAUAUUUGCUUCAUGCUUUGCAACUUCCGUAAGUGUAUUAUUUCUAAAGACGCAUAAUAUUUGAAGGCAUACAAAAUACAAACAAAUUUCAAGAUUUUUAUAUAAUGAGUUAAUGUCUCUCUUUAAUUUUAAGAUAUGAAUAUAAUACUCACAAUAUAUAAUAAUCAUAAAUAAAUAUCAUUCUGUAUUAUAUACAAAUUUAAGUUAUAGUACAUGUUAUAGUAAAUGUGAAUUGUUUGAUUAUUUUAAAAUGUACAUCUAUAUAUACAGUAUACAUAUACUUAAAUACUCGAUCACUACCUUUAAUAAAUAGUAAAUAUGAAUAUUGAAACAUUAAAAACAAAUUUGUAUGUAUUGUGACCAAAAUAACUGUAAUCAAUAUAGUACAGGUUAAAUGAAAUAUAUUUUGUUCUUUUCCUUAAUAAUAAUUAGUAUGAAAGUAAACAUAUUAAAUUCAGUCAAUUAAAUACAUUUGAUUAAAGAUACAUUAUGUAAGAUUUAGAUAAAUAGCUGGUGGUUCUUGAUAUAAUAAUACAAAUAGUUUAAACAUGGACAAUACAAAAUGAAUAUAUUGAAAAUUCCAUUCAAAUUACUUUAUUCUAAGUGAAGUUAUCAGUGUUUGUAGUUUUGACAAGAUGUGUGAAUUGAUUGUUUAUUAUCGUAGUCACUGUACUGGUUUUGUCAGACUUUGCCUUGCUUCUUCAUUAAUCAUUAAAUGGCCAAAGCGUUCUAAUUUAUUUAAAAUCAGAGCCAUCGGAUGGCAUUGGAAGUAGAUUAUGAUCUUGUCAUGUUGAUAAAUGUCUAAUUAAUAAAUUAGAUAACAUUUAAGGCCUAAAGAAAGACCUGCAAUAGGCAGAUUUAGGCAAUAUCUUUAUAAUUAUACUGUAUACAUGUAUUGAAAAGCAAAAAAACUUACUGACAAUGUUAAUUAUUGAUAGUGAUAUAUUAAAAUUAUAAAUAUGUACUAACAAUUUUAUAUUGUAUAUAGAAUAAAUUAUAUUUUACAUAAUUAGAUUAAAAUGAGUAC